AGCGGUGUCGCCCGAACGCAGAAUGUGAAGCCUCCCGCUGUGCAGAAUUACAUUGAGGAAGCGCUGCAGAAGCUGUACCAGGCGCCCAUCAAAACAUGGAUCUCCUCACGCACAGACACGGGUGUGCACGGCCUGAUGAACACCAUGCAUUGUGAUACACCAGUUCGAAGAAAUGGAGAGUUCCUGCAGCCGUACAAAGUCAGAGAUGCACUCAACCACUUCAUACCGAUCACGGAAGUGCGGAUACGAGGGUGUUUGGAGGUACACCCAACAUUUAAUUGUCGAUUUAUGGCUACCGGACGAACAUACACGUAUAGGCUGAUGCACAAUAGCACCCACCGCAGUGCAUUUGAUGAGGGACGCGCAGCUGUGGCUGACGUUCCGAAAAACCUCUCGCUCAACAUAGAAGCCAUGAACGAUGCGGCGCAAAUAUUAGUUGGAACGCAUGACUUCUCGUCGUUCCGAGCGUCCGGCUGUCAGGCGAGCCAGCCUGUGCGCACAGUGUACAGUUUGUCUGUCACUCGUGAGCAGACCGAGUUUAGCAGCAUAAGUGACGGAGAAAUGGCACACAUCACCAUAUACGCCAAGGGUUUCUUAUACCGGCAGGUCCGGAAUAUUGUGGGUGCACUUGUGAUGGUGGGGUCGGACCGAUGGUCUGCUGCAGAUCUUCGGAAGGUUCUCGAUGCAAAGGAUCGUAGUCGCUACAAGUACGUGACGGCCAAACCUGAAGGUCUAUAUCUGACGCAUGUGCACUAUCCUUUCGGAUGUACGGUCGAGGAAAUGGUGAGCAGAAGAGAUGAGAUAAAGGAGUGGAGCUUCGAUGAUGUACCACCCUGGGAGAGGGAUGCUGAACUUGAUAGCGAAGAUGACGAGACUUUAACGCCCCCGGGGUCUGCAGAAGCCAAGUAGGAUUCUGAUCGAAGCGUGUACCUAGUGCAGGCGCACUUCAAGUAGUUUCCCUAGUGGAUUGCUUUGAUAAUCAUAUAGAAUCGUGGCAGACAUGGCCUUCUAGAUUUAGAUAUACACAAAAGAUGUGAUUUUCAUCAAGACAUGAACGCCGACGCAAAAAAAAAUCCCACGAGUAUUCCACUGAGGCGAGAUCAAUGGUAUGGUGGCUGCGGUUGGCUUUGUCAACAGACCUGUUUCAUCCUGCUGUAACAGAGAUUGACAUAAUUAGUUAAUCGUAAAACUCUUAUUUUCUCGUAGUCAUAGAGCAAGUGUCCAGCCUUCACGGUGAUUUUACAAGAUUAGGUGAAGGGCUACGUACUUCCUGAAUAAAUCCACUCUUGGUUUGUGAAAGAUAGAGGACUC
Molecule: messenger RNA, 1311 nt
Organism: Sphaeroforma arctica JP610
Lineage: Eukaryota; Ichthyosporea; Ichthyophonida
Exons: 7
Coding region: 136-909 (257 amino acids)
Biological process (GO): tRNA pseudouridine synthesis
Molecular function (GO): RNA binding; pseudouridine synthase activity
Source: RefSeq, a predicted model, not a curated record